Zingiber officinale is the source of this 1432-nucleotide messenger RNA. RefSeq lists its product as uncharacterized. NCBI's taxonomy places the organism in Eukaryota, Viridiplantae, Streptophyta, Magnoliopsida, Zingiberales, Zingiberaceae. The coding region runs from base 769 to 1005 and encodes 78 amino acids. The record is from RefSeq and is a predicted model, not a curated record. The transcript is spliced from 3 exons.
UGUAAUUACUACUGAUGGAAGGGUAAAAAGUGGAACAAACAGAGUCAGGAGGCGUCGGCGACCUCGCUCUCUUCCCGUGUACAACCCGCUGCCUGCUCAGCAAAGCUAACAAAAUUUGUUCCUUUUCUACCUAAACCUACUGAUCCAUUGCAGCUUUACAACAAAUUUUGUUCCUUUUCAGACUGAUCCCUACCCAUGUCGGUAUUUCACGUCUGUUUUCUAUCAUUUAGGGUUUCAUCUGUUUAGGGAAUGAUAAGCCACUGGAGAAAGGACGUGUUAAUCCUUAGUUUCUUAUUUAUCGCCUGCAUGAUUGAAAAUCCGUUGAUUGAUUUGUAUCUCUCUAUUUGUUCUUUUGAUCCCUUCUUUUUGAAUGUGAUAUGCAUGAUUCUGUUUGUCUGUUAACUUUUGAUGCUCCAUCACAUCACAUCACAUGCUUAAGUGUUGAUGCUAUUUGAGUUUGUGAAUCGUGGGCAUGGUCACUGUCCUGUUUGCAUCCGCUAAAGAAAAUUUGCAGGAUCCGACCGCAGUUCUUCCCUCCCAGAUAACACGGUAUGGAUGAAUGUGUAGGUCGUCCGUGGAGUUGACUCAAUGCCUUUGACUUCAAGUUUUUUGUGAACUAGCAAUUUAUUCAUCAAGAGAAUCUCAUGGUCCCUUUAAAUAUUAUGGAAUGUUCACAAUUUCACAUCCAGCGUCAACAAAGGAGUCACAAGUUUGAAACCUUGAAAAAUUGCAAUGAGGGAGAGAUGUAAUUGAUCCUUAUCCUACCUGAUGAAAGUUAUAUUAAUGUCCGAGGGCUGCCGUGCUGAUUCGGGUUAUGGCCGGUGCACAGGCUGUGAGAAACUCCUGGCUUUUAGCUCUUCCUCAGGUGAAGGAUGCGUGGUGGAGAACCUCAGCAGUCUUGGAGCCUACCCGGGAUCGGCUCCUCCAAUCGUCAUGGUCUCCAAUAUUUGGGAAUUUGAAGCACCGAACUUGAGGCUCCAUUCACUAGCUAUGUCAUCAUUUUAGCUCUAAAAUUUUGUAAGCUCAACUUGAACAAAUCAGCUUUUCCAUAGGAAACUAGCUGACAAAGUUGCUGCUGCUGGAUUCUCGGUGGUAGUUCCUAACUUUUUCAUGGUGAUCCCUAUAUACCUAAUCCUAACAACCCUGCAACAGCAUUGGGCAGUAUGUUUAUCAGCAUCAUGCUUUUAUGCAAUUUGAGUUUCACCAUUGUAUUUUCUCACCGUCCCUUCUUGAUGUGAUAUCUAGUUAUCGACUACUGUUUCAUGAAGCUACCAACAACCUUUAAGUUUGUGUAGGACAAAGGUCUUAAAUAUGUUAAAUCUGUAAUCAAGCAUUGGUAAAUGCACCUCUGUAUUUGGGGCUCUGCAGGAUUUAGCUGGGGUGGUGUGUUUUUCUCGCGUGCUACUUCCCUGUAUGAGCCUUCUUUUUUCUA